GUGAUUUCCACGAACUGAGAGCUGUGGGCAUAAAACACCCACUUGCGACACGAAGUCAGAAGCUGGUUGUGGUUGGAAGGUAGCUCCAGUUACCACAUCAAAAGGUGCUGAUCCCCGUGUAUAGGGAAAAGACCAAUGACAGCAUGAGUGGGCGUAGUUCUGGACUAAACCUUGUCAAUGAGGCAAUGAUGAAGGAGGUGGAUCAGCUUAGCAGAUCGAAACCAGUUGCCGCAUUAGAGACCUUAAGUGCCAACAAGAUGGCAGCCAUCCCCAGUGUAUCAAAUGAGGGUGAAGAUCUGCUGUCACCGCCUUCAGUGACAGAGGCACCUCCCACUGAUGAUGAUGUACAAGAGGUUAUUAAGACCCAAAUCUAUUUUAGAUCUGAUCUCCCUGAUGGUUUAGUUGUGUCAGAGACCGUCACUGAUGGAAGCAUACGUGAUGAUGAGGGGGCGGGGAUCAAUAGGAAUAGCAGCAAACCUGUACCAAAACCUAGAAGAUUUUUAAGGCAAAAUGAACCAAAGGAAGAUGAAUCUGGAGCAUCUAAGGAGAGCAAUGAUGAUCCAUCAGAGGAUAAUUCAACACUACUUGGUCUUGGAGAUACCAACAACCAACGGACUGCCACAGACAUGGGCAGACAGCACACUUAUGGAAGACCAAAGGGUGGAGUUUACACAGGAAAAGGUGGCAAGGAAAGACGGAGGUCUCAAACUGAAACCCGUGACAACGGACAAGACACAAAAGGGGGAAAAAGUUCCCGGACAAAGCAACAGACUAGUAGCGGAAGUCCUCCUGAGCAAAUACCAAAUGAUAGAAGAGGUAGUGUGACCAGGACUAGAAAGGAUCACUUGUCAGAAGGAACACAUACCAAAGGUGUCUCACAAGAAAAAGAGAACAAACUAAAUGACAAUCAGAAUGGCGAAAGAAGGAGAGCCCCCAAAAAGAAGAAACCAAAGGAUGAGUUUGAGGGGUUCCUGAGAAAUAAUGUUGGGAAGCAGACUCCUGUGAUUCUCUAUGUUAGAAUUGGGCAACUCCUCGAUCAAAAGUAUGAUGUUAAAGGUUUUCUUUGUGCAAGAAUGCAAAAUGAACAAGAUGACCAAUCCAAAAGGUUCAUGGUUGUGAAAAGUGAACGUGUUGGAAGUAACACUGUGAUUUCAGUUGAAGCACCAAGUAAAUCUGUGGCAAACAAAAUUGGAAAUUUACUGAAAUUAAGUAACAGAGGAUCUGAGACUAAGUUAGUCUGUACACUGGACAGGAACGAGGCCCUGGAUCUGCCUACUAAGAGGGAUGAAAGAGAAUUUGAGAAACAUCUCACAAUCAUUAAAAGAAGGGAAAACCAAGCCUUAAGCAAUCAUAUGGAUAAAAUCAGUGUUACUUCCAAGAAUAUUGAGAGACUGUCAUCAAACAAGCAUGUAACUAUUGAUGAGUAUGAGGCAAAACGGUAUGAAAAAGAUGCUCUGAAGGAUAAAUUAGAAGAGUUGAAACUGCAGAAGGAACAGUUUACAACAUUUAUGAAGAGUUUUGUGUCGAAACUUGUUUCACUAUGGAAAAAUAAUACCUAUGCUAAACACAUUGAAGAUCUACGGAGAGACUUUGGUGUCGAGCUUUGUAGACUCACUUCAGCAUUGCCUAUGUAUGCAAGAAGAAAUGAUAUAAUCAGAACGGUACAGGACAACCAGGUUUGUGUUAUAUUAGGGGAGACUGGGUCAGGGAAGAGCACACAGAUGACACAGUACCUUCAUCAGGCUGGCUUCAGCGAAGAUGGAUUCAUCGUGUGCACGCAACCCAGGAAAAUUGCGGCCAUAAGUCUGGCAACCCAUGUUGCAUCAGAGCUGGUGACAAAUGUGGGCAAUGUUGUGGGAUAUAAAGUUGGGAUGCGAUCUAAAUGCGGAGGAGCUACAAAGAUCUUGUACAUGACUGAUCACUGCCUUCUGAACGAAUGUCUGAAAGAUCCAACUCUGUCUGCUUACAGCUGUGUGAUAGUUGAUGAAGCACACGAGAGAAGCAUCUACACUGACCUUCUCCUUGGAAUGCUGAAGAUGUGCCUGAAACAGCGCCCUAAUCUCAGGGCGAUCAUUACAUCAGCGACUAUUGACCCUGAAGUCUUUGUCAGAUAUUUUGACGCGUGCCCAGUCUUGAGAGUAUCUGGGAGAAUGUUUCCUGUCGAAGUAGAGUACCAAACAGAAAAUGAUGGAGGCAAGUCUUUUGAUAACUAUCAGAGAGAAGCUGUCAACAAAGCUGUACAAGUCCACACAAAAGAUCCACCAGGUGACAUUCUGGUCUUUGUUACAUCUCCUUUAGAGACCGAGAAAUGCAGUGAAGAUUUUAACAAUAGACUCCAGGGAAGGACUGACUUCAAAUGCCUGGUUCUUCAUGGUCAGAUUCAACCAGAUGAGCAGCAGUUAGUAUUUCAGGACACCCCUUCAGGAGUCAGAAAGAUUGUCUUUGCCACAAACAGUGCAGAGACUUCAAUCACCAUUCCAGGUAUCAAGUAUGUUAUCGAUACUGGUCUUGCAAAAGAGAAACGUUAUGAUCCUCGGCGAAACAUGAGCACAUUGAGUGUAGUUCUUAUCAGUCGCAGCUCAGCUGAUCAGAGGAAAGGUCGUGCAGGAAGAACAGGCCCUGGGAAAUGUUACAGGCUCUACAGUGAAGAGACGUAUCAUGAAAUGGAAGCAGUCUCACUGCCAGAGUUAUUGAAGGUUCACCUAGGACAGGCCAUGUUGAAGCUGACGGAGCUUGGAAUUAAUCCGCUAGAGUAUGAAUUUGUUCAGUCACCAGGACCAUCAGCAAUAGCUACAGCUAUGACUACACUUGAGGAACUCGGUGCAGUCAAAGACAAUAAGAUCACGGAAGAGGGGAAAGAACUAGCAAGGCUUCCUGUAGAACCUCGACUGGGACUAAUAAUCCAGAAAGGAAGAUCUGAAGAUGUUCUCUUUGAUGCAGUUGUUCUUGCAGCUGUGAGCAAUGUUGGAAGCUCAAUAUUCUUCAGAGGUGGAAGUGACGACAAUAAGAAGAAAGCUGACAAGCUGAAGAUACAAUUCUGUCACAAUGGUGGCGAUAGUCUCACUUUGCUGAAUGUAUACAGAGAAUGGAACAAAGAGCCUGAAAAGCAGAAAAACAAAUGGUGCUUUGCAAACAGCCUAAAUUCAAAAGCUCUGCGAAUUGCCAGAGAAACUGUCAAUGAGGUGAUGACACUUUUGAAGAAGGAGGCAAAAGUGAAGGUCAUGCAUGAUUUUAAAGACCCACAAGGAGCAGAUGUGAAACUUCAGAAAAUACUCUUUGACAGCUUCACCUCAAACAUCUGUCAUUCUCUCGGGCUUGCGAAGGCAGGGUAUUAUGCUCCGAGACUUGAGCAACAGGUUCAUGCUCACCCCUCUUCAGUCCUGAAUCCACUCAACUUGGUUCCUGAGUGGCUUGUCUUUGAGCAGUCCAUGAAGACAUCCAGAGACUUCAUUACAGGACUGACGCCAGUGAAUGAAUCCUGGGUUGUUGAAGCCAUUGAAUCUGGACGUCUAAAGAGAGAUCUCGAAGAGAUGAGAAAGAAACAGCUUCUUCCUGUGCAUGUUGAACAUGUCGGAUCAUAUCUUUUCUGGAAGCUUGUUGGUCCUUAUUUUACAAAACUAAAACAAUUUGAAGAAGAAGCAUCAAAUCUAGUAAAACCAGAUCUGGUUGUCAUUGAAGCAUCAAAGGAAAAAGGAGAACUGAAGAUAUUUUGCUCUGAUCAUACAACUGAGAAAUUAUCACAACUCUUCAAUGAGGUAACUGGACCUGUGAAAGAGUUUUUGGAAGGAGAAGAUUUGGAAGUGCCAUUGGGUCAGUCUAAAGAGCGUGCUGGUGUUCGUGUCAUCCUUGGCAAAGGGGGAGAUGUAAAAGACAUCGUCAUGGCAGAUGAAUUCAGAACAAUAUUUGUUGAUCGUCCAGAUGAAAGUUCGUCAGCAGACACCAUCUUGAACAAGUUUGGCCGUUUUGGAAAGAUAAAGGACCACAGGGUGUUUAAGAAUCCUCAAAAGCGAUGGGGUUGUAUUACAUUUGAAUCUUCAGAAGCAGCAAAGGUAGCAGUGAAUGCGACAAAAUCUGAUUCUUCAGAAGUUGCCAUUCCUGAGAAACAUGGUCGAGGCUAUCAAAACUCCCGGUUUAAGGUUAAAAUAACAUGGUGUAGGAGAGAGUCCAAAGGAUUUGGUUUUGUUGAUGUUGCCCCAGAAGUGAUGCCACAGAUUUUGCGAAGAGGAUCACUGUAUAUCAAAGGAAUACUUGUAAGUAUUGGUAUUGACAGGAAAAGUGGAAAGAGCCUUUAUCUUAGAAAUCUUGGUCAAACUAUUACUGAAGCUGACAUCAAAAAGGCAAUUCUAUCCUCUUUGGACAAUGAUGACGAUGAGAUGGAAAUAUUUCAAAAGGUAACUGUAGUCAGAGAGAAAGUGAACACAACCAAAGAGCAACUGAGCACCUUUAAGACUCGGCUACAGGCACAGCUCAAACACUAUUCACCAGACAAUAGAUUCCACCUGGAGAUGAAAGAGCCAUAUCCAACAAGUGUUCAUUACCUUGCCUUUGCAUCUUUCACAAAUCCUGAUGAGGGUAUAGCAGCUUGUCAGGGUUUGUCCAGGCAGUUCUAUCUCAAUGACCGAGUGGUCACCAUGGAGCCAGACAUAAGGUCAUCACUGUACGUAAACAGAGAAGUACAUGCAGCAAUCAAAGAUGACCUGGAUGCAUACUUGGAAGAAUUCUCGACCUUUGGUUACUCAGAAGUUGGUGUGACUUCAAAGACACUGAAAGACGGAACUGUUGUACUUGAUAUCAAUGCAUCAAGUUCCAUAGAGCUGGCAAAGGUUCGUGCUAACCUACAGGACAUUGUACAGGGAGACGUUCUGGAAUGUGGAGCAAAUCCGAAUCUACGGCAACUUUUUACCAGGGCUGGUAGAGACUUCCUGAAAGACGCUGAAAAGAAGUGUAAUGCUUUCAUUCAAGUUGAUGGUAGAACCUUCACGCUAUCCAUCCGAGGAAAACAGGAGGCAACAACUCGAGUACGCAUUUCAAUCAAUGAUUUUCUCCAAGAACUGUCGGAAGGAGAAUGGAAGGAGGUGCGCUUGAGGGGAAGAGACAAACCUAAUGGGCUGAUGAAGACAUUGAUGAAUGAAUAUGGCAUAGAGUUUGAAAAGCUACAGCAGGACAUUGGCUUGAGAUCUGUAGUCCUGAACUUCAAGCAACAGAUUGUGAAGUUGGUGGGAUCAGCUGAAGACAUUGACAAAGCUGUCAAAGUCAUAGAAGACAUUUCAUCCAAAUUGCUGGUUGGUGUCAAAGCUCCAGAAGAGGAAGAACUGCCAGAUUGUUGUGUUUGUUUCUGCCCAAUAGAACCAAAGGAACUGUACAGACUGCAGUGCUGUGGCCAUGCCUACUGUCUUGACUGUGUCAAGAGACAGGUGGAAACUGCAGUCACUGGUCGAGACUUGCCCAUCCUUUGUGGGCAUGAUGGAUGUGGUCAACCAUUUGCAUGGAAGGAUUUGUCUAAUUUGGUGCGAGAAGGGACAUUAACAGUGGCAGGUCUGGCUCUCUCCUCUUUGAGUUCCUUUGUUGGUAAGAACAGCAAAAUCUACAAGUACUGCUUGACCCCAAACUGCAACAUGGUGUACCGAGUGACCUCGACGGGAGCUGUGUUCCACUGCUCUGAGUGCAGUGUAAGAAUAUGCACUAGUUGCCACACUCAGUAUCACGACGGAAUGACCUGUGCCAUGUACCAGAGUGGCAGAGACGACGAAGGCAGCCUUGAUCAGUGGUUGGCUGCCAAUUCCAAAACAACAAAGAAGUGUCCUAACUGUCAGACCCCAAUAGAAAAGACAAUGGGUUGCAAUAAUAUGCACUGUACAGGAUGUAAGUGCAACUUUUGUUGGCUGUGUUUGAUUGCCUACAAGUCGGAGGAUGAAUGCUACAAGCAUUUGCAGAAGAAGCAUGGUGGAUUUGUGUGAAUAAACAGUUGCUAUUUAAUGUCUUUCCCAGUUCAUAUAUCUUUUAUCUCAUAUGAUAAAUGUCUGAGAUAUAUACCAUCGAUAUGUGAUGAAAUGUCCAUGUUUGUCAAAAUGGUCACAAGUACCAUCUGAUACAAAAAGAGGAAGCAUUUGAAUGUGCUAUGAACAGGUGUGAUUAAUUUCGGUUCAAAAUGAGUAUGUCACUUUGCAAACAAAACCGAAUAUGUUUUGCCAAAAACAUAAUACAGGAUACGUAAGUAAGCGUUGCAAGUUGUUUUGAAAGUGUAUACAUGAGAAUUAGCAAUGUUUGCAAUGGGAUCCUGGAAAAUGAACAUUCAUCUGUGGUUCAAGUAUUUCAUAUACAUUGUAUAUUUCUUUUGGAUCUUCUUUUGAUUUUUCUUCUUAAAGAGUGUAGACCUGGCGUUUUAAUUCCUUUCCACGGAGAUAUUAUGGACUGUUAUGGGUGAACAAAACUGUCCAAAUCGCAUGCUGGAUUUCUUGGGGGAAUUAGUCAGCAAAGAGCCGGAGUCACAGGAGACUAAUCACAAUUUUAUUUACAAGAACAAAUAACAAUGAACAGUUUACAAUUACUUAGAAAAUAGCUGAGGGUGCCACAGAGAGUCGGUACAACCCUCUGGGCUGUGGGAGAGAGGUCUGCUUGGUAAGAGAGUCCAACCCCUUCUCUGCCCUAACAUGUGGUUUCUGUAUGUAUUUAACAAAAAAUAGAACAAUAAAAUGGAAUAUGAUUGGUUGAUACACGAUGGGUUGUGCCCUAUGCUAAAUGAAUGGCUAGACAGAGGGGAAUACUUAAUCCUGUUAAUC
Messenger RNA from Haliotis rufescens (red abalone), 6779 nucleotides. Its product is annotated as ATP-dependent RNA helicase DEAH12, chloroplastic-like. The record is from RefSeq and is a predicted model, not a curated record. The coding region runs from base 144 to 5957 and encodes 1937 amino acids. Gene Ontology annotation, molecular function: zinc ion binding; RNA binding; ATP binding. Gene Ontology annotation, biological process: spliceosomal complex disassembly. NCBI's taxonomy places the organism in Eukaryota, Metazoa, Mollusca, Gastropoda, Lepetellida, Haliotidae. Gene Ontology annotation, cellular component: intracellular anatomical structure; catalytic step 2 spliceosome. The transcript has 2 exons.